Xenopus tropicalis (tropical clawed frog) is the source of this 1614-nucleotide messenger RNA. RefSeq names its product acyl-CoA (8-3)-desaturase-like. Bases 605 to 937 code for a protein of 110 amino acids. Lineage: Eukaryota; Metazoa; Chordata; Amphibia; Anura; Pipidae. Gene Ontology annotation, molecular function: oxidoreductase activity. The transcript has 5 exons. The record is from RefSeq and is a predicted model, not a curated record.
CCCUUUAAGUCGCUGAAUGAGUUGUCUACUGGAAAGUUCAGAGGCCGCCACUCUGCUGUCCCGAUAUCCUGGCUGCUCACCAUGGAGCCCCAUUCCUGCCCCUGGUACGGUUUGCUUCCAGCUGGCAGGGGGCGCUCUAACAAAGACUCUGACACAUCCUGGGUGGGGCAGAGAAAUGUUCUUCCACUAACACCUGCUCUCACACAGUGCCAGGGGAAGAGGACUGCCUUAAUCUUUAAUGGGCACUGAGCGCGUUUCAAGAAUGUCAGUUUUUUUCCUGCACUUUUCCAAAAUGGCCAAACCCCAUUCGAUCUGGGAGAAAGUUUUGCGUAUUGCUGAAGGUUAGUUCCCUCACCUGUGCAUCGGAUACUAUAGUACCAGAACACAAACAAGCCGUGCAGGCGCGGCACAGUAAAGAAGUUCUGACAAUGUCAGCUCCGUGGGUGUGAGCUGCCCCACCCCGACUCCCUGCUUACUUGUGAUUGGUCAGCCUGCCUGCAGUGGGCGGGCUCGGUUUCCUGAGUGUAGGAGGCAGGGCGCACAUGUUGCCGGUGGUGCCCUGUGUGUAUGCUGGCAGCCCGCCUGUCACUCGGCAAGAUGCAGGAUGGUGGCAGCCUCUGGUAACAUAGUACCGCAGCCCACGGGCUCCGCUCUGCUGCAGCCCAUCAGCCAGCUACUCCAUACUCCUCUGGAACAGCUUGGAAUGAAGAAGAAGAAAUACAUGCCGUAUAAUCACCAGCACAAGUACUUCUUCUUCAUUGGGCCUCCAGCACUGAUUCCCGUCUAUUCCCAAUGGUAUAUUUUCUACUUUGCAAUACGGCACAAGAAGUGGGCGGACCUGGCCUGGAUGAUUUCUUUCUAUGUGAGGUUUGGUCUGUGUUACAUCCCGUUCCUGGGAGUGAGCGGCACCAUCGCUCUGUUCAUGGUGGUUUGGUGAGCACUGUUAUAAACAGAAGAUCAACGUCCAAGAGGUCACUGGGUUGGAAAGUCAGCAAGACAGCUCAACAGAGAACCCCAACAAUCUCCUGAAAUGUAAAAGAGAAGGUUUAUUGUUGAUGAUAAUGCAAGACAGUGUCCUGAAAAUUUAAGUGAUUAUGCUGUAUUUUCUGAUAAUCCCAAUGAGUCUGGUAAUAAUGCUAACCCCUCAGAACGCCCACAACAAGCACUUGUUAAACAUAAGGUCAAAUCCACAAAUAGUACUGUUACCCCAAAAAUACAUGAACCAGAAAAUUUUUUUUCCAUAACUCUCAUAAAUUAUCAAAAAUCUCUCAUGAAAAAAAAUGCAUGUUGUUUAUCUUGAUCUGUGUAUCGCCACAUGUUACAACAAGAGUUAGGGACGACAAGCCUUAUACGAGGCAGCUCUGUUAAAGAUGCAUGCGCAACAUUUAGGGCAGUGACACAUGGGGAGAAUAGUCGUCGCACGACAAAUCUUCAUUGUCGCGGAUGAUUUAUCUCCCCGCAAUGCCAUCCCAUCGGCUAGAAUGUAAAUCGCCGGUGGGAUGGCAUAUGCAGUGCCGCGACUUGCCAAAGUCGCCCGAAGUUUCCCCUUAAGGCAACUUCGGCAAAUCGCGGCGCCAUGUGCAACUAUUUUCACUCCAAAUAGUAUUGUUUCAG